AUGUUCCCGGCUCAGGAGGAGGCCGACAGGACCGUGUUUGUGGGAAAUUUAGAGGCUCGGGUGCGAGAAGAGAUUCUUUACGAGCUAUUCCUUCAGGCUGGACCACUAACCAAAGUGACCAUAUGCAAAGACAGAGAAGGAAAGCCAAAGUCCUUUGGAUUUGUCUGCUUUAAACAUCCAGAAUCAGUGUCAUAUGCCAUCGCUUUGCUAAAUGGAAUUCGUUUAUAUGGAAGACCAAUUAAUGUACAGUAUCGAUUUGGGAGUUCUCGAUGUUCUGAGCCAGCUACCCAAAAUUUUGAGAACUGUGUUAAGAUAAAUUCACAGAGCUACAGGAAUGAAGAAAUGAUGGGAAGAUCUUCCUUUCCCAUGCAAUUUUUUCCAAUUAAUAAUACUGCUUUACCUCAAGAAUAUGUUUUCUUUCAGAAGAUGCAGUGGUACACCCAAAACCCGCCGCCACAGCUUCCUUACUAUGAGAUGACUGUUUCAGCAUCCAACAGCACAUCUGGGACUUCCUCACACAACCACCUUCCUGCUGUGGACCCUGGACCCAGCUCCUACGAAUGGACACAUCAGCAGCCAGGUGACUCCAACCUUUAUCAGACGAAUAAACGAAAAAGACAGAAGAAAACAAGUGACAGCGACAGUAGUACAGAAAACAACCCAGGAAACAAAUAUAACCAAAAAUUCCGAAAAUGUAAGAAGAAGAAAAGAUACUAG
Messenger RNA from Dipodomys spectabilis (banner-tailed kangaroo rat), 717 nucleotides. It is a transcript of the gene Rbm11, whose product is annotated as RNA binding motif protein 11. Lineage: Eukaryota; Metazoa; Chordata; Mammalia; Rodentia; Heteromyidae. Gene Ontology annotation, molecular function: single-stranded RNA binding. Gene Ontology annotation, cellular component: nucleus. Bases 1 to 717 code for a protein of 238 amino acids. Gene Ontology annotation, biological process: regulation of alternative mRNA splicing, via spliceosome. The transcript has 5 exons. The record is from RefSeq and is a predicted model, not a curated record.